Messenger RNA from Diprion similis, 634 nucleotides. It is a transcript of the gene Atox1, whose product is annotated as copper transport protein ATOX1. Gene Ontology annotation, molecular function: copper chaperone activity; metal ion binding. Bases 242 to 460 code for a protein of 72 amino acids. The record is from RefSeq and is a predicted model, not a curated record. Gene Ontology annotation, cellular component: cytosol. Gene Ontology annotation, biological process: copper ion transport. The transcript has 3 exons. Lineage: Eukaryota; Metazoa; Arthropoda; Insecta; Hymenoptera; Diprionidae.
AAAAAAGGAAAACCGUAACAUUUGACUUUGUACACCAAUGCGAUAAGAAUAUUAUAAUAAUCUCUCUUAUCUUAGCAGGAGAGAUAAUACGAGGCUAAUUAAAUAUCCUUCUUUCUAAUAAUCUGUACCAGUCAGUGUAAAAUAUCCCGCGCAUGUAAUUAGCGAACAUAGCAUCUCCGCCUCUAUUCUAUAUCCAUCCUUCUCCCACAGUGUUUAAAUUUGUAAAUUCGUGAACGUGGCAAUGGGGUCACAGGUACAUGAGUUCAACGUCGAGAUGACCUGUUCCGGUUGUUCUGGUGCCGUCGAACGGGUUCUUGGCAACAAAGCUGGCAUCGAGAACGUGAAGAUUGAUCUACCAGGGAAGAAGGUUUUCGUUACGACACCGCUCUCAUCGGACGAGGUAUUGGGCUACCUGAAGAAAACUGGAAAAUCCUGUACAUAUCUCGGUACAAAAAAAUGAACGUUAAAUGAAUCGAUUCACUGAGCAGAUGUCCAUGAUAUUUGUUCGUGAUUUUCUUUCUUCUUUAUGCUUUCUUGGUUUUUUUCGAAUGACUAUUGUCAAUUAACUAACAGUUUUUUUACUGUGUAAUCAUAUACAUAUUCCUAUUACUAACCAUACACGAUUUUCUCUCCA